Molecule: messenger RNA, 2826 nt
Organism: Physeter macrocephalus (sperm whale)
Lineage: Eukaryota; Metazoa; Chordata; Mammalia; Artiodactyla; Physeteridae
Product: transmembrane epididymal protein 1
Source: RefSeq, a predicted model, not a curated record
UAGAUAGAUAGGAAUUUAUUUUGAGGAAAUGGUUCAUACAAUUUUGGAGGCAGAGAAUUCCCACCAUAUGCUCUCUCCAAGCUGGAGACCCAGGAAAGCCGGUGAUAUAAUUCCAAUCUGAAGACAAUCUAAAGACCUGAGAACCAGGGGAACAAUUGAUGUAGAUCCCAGUGAAAGAGCAGAAGGCCCAUGUCCCAGCUCAGUAGACAGGCAGGAAAAAAAAGGGGCAAAUUCCUCCCUCCUCUGUCUUUUGUUCUAUUCAGGCCCUCAGUGGAUUGGAUGAGGUCCACCCACAUAGGGGUGGGCCAUCUACUUUACUAAAUCCACCCAUUCAAAGGCUAAUCUCACAGACACAUCCAGGAAUAACGUUUAACCUGGGCACCAUAUGCCCAGUCAAGUUGACACAUAAAACUGUCACAAUGUUGUUGUUGAAUGUAGCUGUAAUUUUCAUUUUCACUCCCCUAUGAUAUUUUAUGUUAUGAGUAUUUGAUAAAUUUAUCUAUGCAUUUAAAUAGUGAAGGACAUUUUGAGUAUUUGUCUCUCUCUCUGUCAGAUUUAAACAGUGCUAUUGUGGACAUUCCUGAGAGUUGUCGUACAGUAUAUACAAGUAAGGAACUAUAUCUUCAGCUUUACUAUAUAAAGUCAUAUAAUGCCAAAUUCUUUUCCAAAGUGGUUGUAUUAACUUACAUUCCCCCUCAGAAUAUGUUAAUUAUUCUAUUUCUUUCACAUCGUCAGACUAUUGUCAGGCUAAUUUUUGUCAAUCUGUUAGGUGUAAAAUGAUAGCUAGCAAGCAGAUGGGGACCUCAGUCCUACAACUAGAAGGAACCAAAUUCUGCCACAACCAUGUCAGCUUCCAAGAGAACCCUGUGCUAUAGAAUGAAACACAACCUGGCAGACACCUUGACUGCACUUUGUGAGACUCUGAGCAGAGGACCCAGCAAAGCUAUGCCUGCAUCCUGACCCACGGAAACUGAGAAUAAAUUACCUACAUUUUACUCAGUGAUUCUCAAAAUUUAGUGUGCAUAAGAAAAUUCCCUGGGAAUGUUUACUGAAGUGCUUAUUGCAAGACACUACCCAAGAGAUUUCAAAUCAGUACCUCUGAGUGGAACCUAUUUGCCUGCACAAGUUGGAAAAACACUGAAACUCAAAGGAAGGAACCUCAGAUGGAGCCAUUCAGUUCUAUCUGGAGAUGAGUGGAAGAGAUUGUCAGGAGUGAACAUUUUUCUGGCUGUCAUCAAGUAACAUCAGAGUAAUUGGGCUGUGUAUGUUUAUUUGUGGCUUAUAAGACUAUUUAUACCCAGAAGAGCACAUUUGUACCUAGUAUUUGUAUGAGGUUAUAUGUGAGGUAUCUUAAGGGAUUUAGACUAUAUUGUGUGUUCUCCUUGCUGUCUCUGAGUACUUGCUUGUGUUCUCUGAAUUUGGGAGGGAAGUAAGGAAGGUAGAAAUGGGGACAAGGGGGAGGAGCGGCAAUGGAGGGCCUAUGGCAUUGUCUCUGAGAAGGAGAGACACUCAAGCAUUGUGCUGGCGAAUAUGCUUAUUUCUUCAUCUGGCAAUGGUUGGUUAGCUAUCAAUGAACCAGAGCAGAAGACCAGAACUGAAAGCAUGACACCCACCCAAAAAACAGUUUGGGUUUUCUCCAAAACCAUUUUCCUUCUGUAUGUGGAGGCAAUGAGCUGAACAGAGAAUAUAAGUAGACUUCAAGAAGCCCCCUCCACACUCUAGAGCCUGACAUGGCCACUCCGGAGCCUCUUGCCUCUGCCAGUGCUCAGAGCUACCUUCAGUCUCAUGGGCGGCUUUGAGGGUCAUCUGUACCCAGGACUGUCUCUCCUCUUCUAUGGACUUUAUCACGCACGACUCGUCUCCAGGGCCUUGAUAUGCAACUACCUCCAGUAUCUGCCACGCCGUCCCUGGAGCAAAGGAAGAUGGGCGAGGCUGCAGCAAAUAUACUAUGUGGGACUGGCGAAGAUAUUGAGCCCCUUCAUUUUAGUAGCCCAAGAACUGCAUAACAUUCAAGGGCAGUUUGCACUGAUCAGCAAGAUAUAUCACCAGAGAAACUUUUUGCACCACAAACAGUGGCAGCACCUCACUCUCUACACGACCUUCUUCCUGAGUGGGUGUGUAGAUGUGGUGAGCCAGAACCUGCUGCCCCAGCGGUCUCCUGCCCUGGAACAAGGCGCCCAAGGCCUGGGCAUGUUUCUGAUUCUGCCCCUGAUGGUGUCUCACUUGCAGGACUCAGAAGGGGUGGAGCUGCAGUGUCACGUCCUGCUCAUCCAGGCCUUGUUCCUGCUGCUGCUGGUGGUGAUCGCUGAGCUGUGGGCUCCCAACGUGCGGCGGCUCUGGGUGAUGAAGGCCUUUUUAUAUAUGAUUACAGGCUCCUGGCUGAUCCAGAUAGGCUUUAUACUGUACAAACCAAUCUCUGGCCAUAAAUGGAUGGAUGGUGACAAAAAUGAUAUUUUAUUUGUCACCGUCUUCUUCUGCUGGCAUGUGGCUUCCGUUGCCAUUUUGAUCAUCUGGAUCUACGGCAUCUCCUUUUUGUGGUAUUGUUACAUUUGAUGAUUUCUGAACCAGGUGAGCCCAGAAGGGUUUCUCUCAGCUGCACAUUCUGGAACAUCUUGAGGAGAAGUUGUGGGAAGAGGGACUGUCAGAGAGGGAGACCAAGUGUCUAUCCUUCAGAGGUGCCACCGAGGCAGCUCACUCCGCUGGGAGGGGCAUACAGCUCUCUCCUCUUUUGGCUUCUUUCAGUCUCGUUUGCUAAGCAGUGAGCAGAGAAAAGGCAAAUGAACCCAGGAGGCAAGUUACUAUGUCCUUCACUUUCAGCUCCCCAAG